AAACGGGCUCUGGCCUCUGGGUACAGGGCUCUGGUCCUGGGUACAGAUUUGGUUCACCUUCGACUUGUACACGACACGAUGGACGGGCCUGGUAGAAAUCGUAAAGAAGAUCAGGACCUUUGGUUUUGAAGAUUGACAUGAAACCCUCCUUAAUUUCUACGACAUUUUGCUAAAGGAGCCUUUCCUCAAAAGGUUUGGAACCUGUGUUCAGGAUGUACACAAGGAAGAUCCAUGGGCUUUUCCUAGGGGGAAUACCUGACGAAGCAAAUGAAAUAUUUGUGAGAAUGGAAGCCAGUGAUUGCUUGUCAAAUACUUUUACCAUCCUUAUGCUGGGCUGUAUUCAUAAUAAGAAGUGCAAUGUAGCAGGUCUACUCAUAAAUGAGAUGUGUGCUCAAGGUUUCUCAGUCGAUGCAUCUACCACCUUCUUGUUACUUGACUAACUUGGAUUAAAGGACCAGGAUCUCGCUCUUCUUGCUUUGCAAUUGGAGGUAUGCAACAGCAUUAGAAGCUUCACUUUAGAUGGAUGAAGUGAAAAUGGUGCAUGUCUGUCAGUAGUGUGACUCUAUACGUUUUGUCAUCGUUUAUCGCCUGUCUUGUUUGGAGUCUCUUGGUGCUGCAACCUUUGAUUUGGACGCGCAUGGAACAUAGCAUUUGGAUGUGCCUGAGUCGCUUGACUAGCAUUUGUUUUCCCAUGGUGCUUCUUCAGAGAAUGAAGUAAUCUUUCUGUAAUAAUUACUCUUGAGCAUUUUCUUGGUUUCUUGCGGAGGUGAUGAUUAGGUAGAGUAUUGGUCGCAUGUGGGAUGAAAACUCCAGUCCCGCCUGCUGACCCGAUUCUUGACCCACUCUCUCCCAGAAAUACAACUCGUAUAUACCAGGUUCUCUGCUACAAUAGUGCAGAUUGGCUUAUAUAGCAACAUCUUAACAAUAAUAAGGAUAUUAUCCCAACAAGGAAACUGAUAUGAUAAUUUAACCAUCUCAUAAUACUAUACUAGUAUAAUAUUUUUUUAUGUGUUAACAUUCUGGACAUUUCUCGUGGACGUCGUAGAUGUGGCUCGGAUCAUAUUGAUCAGAUUUUAUUCUGAGUGUUUUUGUUUGGCUUUUAGAAACGGGAGGUUUGAUGUACAUAUUCGAUUGACCACAGAGAAUUAUAUCUGAACUAUUUGUUGGCAUGGAUCGGUUUGUUGUUUAUUGAUUUAUAUUGCAGGCUUUGCACAAUUUUUUUCUGUAUUAAUUUUGGCUGCCACUGUGACCCCAGACCUGGAAAGAAGGGUUCUCCAAAUUGGUACAUGUUUGCCAGUGGUUAGACUCGACAUGUUUUUGUCAUCGUUUAUGGCGUACUCUCCUCUUUAAUCCUUCUUUAUUUCCUGUUUCUUAUAAUCUUGUACUGUUGUAUAUUUUUUUUCCUCUCUUUUUUUUACUGUUGUAUUCUGUAGCUAGCUAAAACGUAUGCCAAAUACCAAGCUGUUGAUGCUUAUGGCAGGAUGGUGUGGGGAGGUGACGCUGGACAGAAUAUCGUUUACUAGCAGGCUAGUAUUAGCGAUGAUUUUACUGGAAAACAUAGGAAAGUUGCCUGAAAGGCGAAAACACAUUGAAAAAUUUCUUGAAAACAACUGAAAAUAAUAAAACAGAAUAAUCCUCAUAUAAACCCACAAGCCAGACAUUUACGAUAACUGACUUCCUGACUUCAAACAAAAAAAAAAACAAAAAAAAACAGCAGAUAUGUGGUCUCCCUAAUUUGUGUAUUUUCUUAGAUUAUUGAUACACCGGGUGUUCGUCCCUCUGUCUGUUUCGUGAAUCAAGGGGAUCUUUGGUAGUGGCAGAUGAUUACAAUCCUGAGGUAGCUCUUUCCUGUAAUAUAUAUUUUGAUACAUUAGCCGGGCUUCUUAGUUAGAUUUCUAGCUGAUGACCACUGAAUGCACUUGAAUUGGAAGCUUCCUUCAGUUUUUUCCCUGGACCUUUCUUUUAAUUAGAAUUCUGUCAUAUAUGAAGAGUGUAGACUGUAGACUACAUCCAUUCUUCAUAUCAUGUAUCAUACUGCAAUGCAAUUUGGAACUUAGAUCAGUGUUUGUGUGCAUCAUCUUUGAUAGGAAAACUAAGAGUUUGGUGGUAGGCUGGAAGCUGCCUUAUUCUGCAAUUAACCAGAAAUUCCCACUUUACCUUUCAGAACAACUAGUUUACACAAAUCAAAUCUAAAUGUUUGUUGCAAAAAACUUUAGCAUAUAUUUUUUCUCCUUUGGACUUGUGUUAAUCUGUAUUUUUUUGCAUGCAUUCACAGGCUGAUUCGAAUGUAAGACAGAAGAGAAGUUGCUUAUGGAAACAGGCCUUAAUUGAGGAACAAAAAUUUCAUAAAAGGUGAGCAUGUUCCGUCAAAGCAUCAAUAAGCCUAUCUGCUAUUUGGGAAUUAUAACAAAAGAAUAAAGUUGUGAAUUCUAGGAUUACAACAGAAUUGUUCUCCAGGUGCAUUAUGAAUAAGAAUGUACAACAUGAUUAAACAACGAUGAACGGACCUUGGGGGCAGGUAAAAUAGUCCUAAUGAAUCUUGAAAUCAUGGAUUAAGUUGCCUACUAGCCUCCAAAUCCAUUGAUAUGUUUACAUGAAUACAUGUAUAGAACCACUAGAAACAAAAGGAUGGGGUUGAUUGUAUUAAUUGUAAGUGUGCCCUGAAUCAUUAUCAUUUCUGAAAACUCUGGGCAUAAAAAUGGUAAAUAUUCCAAGCACAAGAGAGCAAAACACUAUUGGGAUUAAUGCAUUAUCAUGUGCUGUACAUUUGCAUAUCGUGAUUGACUGAAUUAUUCCAUAAAAUUUUAUUGUCCAUGUUGUCUGCUAUCUUAUGACUUAUAUCAAUCUUUCCCAAAACAUGCUGCAUUAUAGUGCCAGUUCUGUUCUCGUUCAUCUGUUAUUGUGAUGGAAGAAUCAAAGGAAUAACCCUAUACUCUUGAGUUUCGAAUGUGAAAUAUUGUGCUAGAGUUGAUAUUUAAUAGAUCGAGUACUAGUAUGACUGGAAAAUUUAUAUUCUGUCAAACCGGAUCUUUUAACCUCAAGUUAUUCGAGCACUUACCGAAUGUUAUAUCCUUCACAUCCAGUAACCAGUAGAACUACUCUUAAUGUUGAUACUAACCUAGUUAACAUAAAUGUGUGAGACAGAGAAUGGGCAUUCUGACCAUUUUAGAGUAUCAUAAACUGAGUAUACUUGAAGAAUCUUGACUAGGCUAUAUAGUCAAAGUCUUUGUGUAAUUACAAAAUGGCGUGUCCUUGAGUCUUCACGCCACUUAAUUUCAUGGUUAAGUUACUUUCAUAUGUGAAUCUUCUUGUGUUUCCACUUAUUGUCAAAAAGCUACGAAAAGAUGCAUGUAUUUCUCAAGAUUUAUAUGCAUAUCAACUAAUGCGGUUAUCAAUGUGACUGUCAGAAAGAGUGAUAAAUUUAUUAAUCAUGUUUGCAAAAUUGCAACGGUUUAAAGUCAGUUUUUGAAAAUAAAUUUUUAUACGAGUUUCUAUACAUUAAGCAUUUUAUUUUAUUUAGUUGCAUUUUUAUUUUUCCAUAACACCGAGUAAGAUUAAUGCUCCCCGGCACAUAUCGAGACAUUCACAGACUCACAUGAUGUCUGAGAUUGUAAAAAAAUUCACGUCAUCUGUUAAUAUGUUAAGAUAACAUAUUUUAUUCAUAACAAAUUUCAAAUAAUAUUACUUUAAUAUACUAUUUUUGACAUUAAAUCAUUAUAAUUUGUUCGAUCUAGUUCACGGAUUUGAUAAAAUUUUAUAUUAUCAAUAUAUUAGUAUAUUAUUUUAUUGUGACAGAGUAUUGGUGGAACUAAGAUGUUUCUUUAUUGCAAGCUGUUCGAAUUUCAAGGGUUGGUCCAUUUUAUAGAAUUUAGCAUUUUGGACUUUGAGAAUUAAUGAUGUUCCGCAAAAAUUACAUAAACUCAGCGCAUUUCAUACCUCUUUUACAACGCUAGAUGCCUGGAUUGUUUAAUUUAUAUCUAAUGCUGUAUUCAAAGUAACUCAACCCGCAAAAUAACGUGUUUUAAAAUGACGGCCAUUAACUUUUUAUGUUAAGACUAAACCUGAAUAAAAGUCUGAUUCCUAAUUUUCUUUUGACAGAGUUGGAUCUUAAUUUUUGUGAAAGGAAAUUGAAAUAUAUUAUAAAUAUAUCUUUUUUAUAAUUUAAAAUAUUUAUAGAAGUUUAAAACAUCAAAUAACGGUUAUUCUGAUGGAAAUGGUAUUAAAAGUCAAAGAUUUAGGUUAUCAUAAUAACUAAGAUCAUCUGAUAUUUAUUAAAGAGAUAAAUAUAUUAAAUUAUCAUCUUAUAUCUCUAAAUGUUUAUUAGAACAUUACAAAAUAUUUAUUUCCAAUUAAGUCAAGAUCUGAACUAUGUUUAUCGAUAUGGAUUAUGAUUAACCAACCUCUAACCACCUUAGCAAGAUUCUAUUAAUCUAUUUGAGUAAAGCUAAUUUUGCAUUAUUUUAGUCAAUAUUACCAGAGAUGUUCUCAUAGGAAUAAAAAUAUUAGACUGUAAUACUAAUUCAAAUUUGUGCUCUCAUAUUUAUGAGAUAUGAGAAGAUGUAGAUUUUCAUAAUCAUUAAGAUUUGUAUCAUUAUUAUAAAUAUCUCUAAAAGAUUUAGAUUGUCAUAAUUAAUAAGAUUUGUAUUAUUCUAAUAAAAAAUAAACCCCACGGUCACAAGCUACUCAACUGAGAUGGGUAAAACUUGAAAAGACUCACGGGGUAAAGCAGAGACCAUAGUUAAGACUCAGAGGCAGACUCUCAGUUGAGUCAGUCCUUUGACAAACCAAAUACACAUACCUCUCCAACUCCCUCCAUUUCAAUCUUCUAGCCCCACACAUAUAUUUAAGCACUUUAUUUCUCCAUGUUUCUCUGCUGAAACUGCUGUGAGAGCCAAAACAAUCUGCAAAAAAGAAGACACUUUUGAAUAUUUACAAGAUGAAGAUGUUCUCCAAACUAAUUAUCUUUAUCUCAUUUGUGGCAUUUGUGGAGUGUUCAUGCAUCACCAAAGACCAAGAAUUGGUAACCAAGGCCUUCAGUUCAGUCAAUGGUUUCAACUCAUCUUGGUUCAAAUCCAGGGAUUUGAACUGCACAAACCCUCACAUAACAAACAUAAAUCUCUCCUCAAGAAACCUCUCUGGCACAAUUUCUUGGGUUUUUUUCCGAAACUUAUCUCAGCUUCACUCCAUCAAUCUCUCCAAUAAUUCCCUCAGGGGUUCUGUUCCAGGCUGGUUUUGGUCCAUCCCUACACUCACUGAACUCAAUCUCUCCGAGAACAGGCUAGGAGGCACCAUUGGGUCCGGACCCGAAAACCCCUUUUCGGGUCCCGGUCGAUCUUCAUCAAUUCAAGUCUUGAAUUUGUCACAAAACAGGUUCACCAGUUUGGCUCAUCUAUCUCUUUUUCCAAACCUCACAAGUCUUGACCUUUCCAAUAAUGACCUCAAAAUCUUGCCUUCUGGUUUCGAAAACUUGACCAAACUUCAAUUUCUUGACAUUUCUAAAUGCAACAUUGUAGGAAACGCAAAGGCUAUUUCAGUUCUUCAUGGUUUGAAAUAUUUCGAUGUUUCGAAAAAUUACAUGAGUGGUAGAUUUCCAUCUGAUUUUCCUUCACUUGAUGGCCUUAAAUUCCUGAACAUCUCAUUCAAUAAUUUCACUGGUUAUAUAGCCCAAAUCAAUGUUCAAAAUUUCGGUCAUUCAGCCUUCAUAAAUGCAGGAAACUUCAACAACAACACAUCUAAAAACAACCAAAAUCUUCAUGUGAAGCCUCAUCCAAUUCAAUCCCCACCAGUCACAAAACCCCAACCUCAAAAACCCAUGAACAAAAAACCCAAAAUCAAACCCAGCCAUCUCAUCUUAGCCAUAGCACUUGCAUCAUCAGUUCUUGCAGUGGCCAUUUUUGCAUGCAUAUGUUUUAUGUACAGGAAGAGAAAACUAGCCAAAACAAACAAAUGGGCCAUCUCAAAACCCAUUCAAACGCCAUUCAAGAUAGAGAAAUCAGGGCCAUUUUCAUUUGAAACAGAGUCUGGAACCUCCUGGGUUGCUGAUCUGAAAGAGCCCUCUUCAGCAGCAGUGGUGAUGUUUGAGAAGCCAUUGAUGAAUUACCUCACAUUCAAAGACUUGAUAGCUGCCACAUCACACUUUGGAAAAGAGUCAUUGCUUGCAGAAGGGAGGUGUGGGCCAGUGUACAGAGCAGUGCUGCCAGGUGACCUCCACGUGGCAAUCAAAGUACUGGAAAAUGCCAGAGACAUUGAUCAAGAUAAAGCUAAAACCAUGUUUGAAGAUAUCUCCAAGCUUAAACACCCCAAUCUUUUGCCUAUUUCUGGCUACUGCAUUGCAGGCAAGGAGAAGUUAGCAUUGUAUGAAUUUAUGGCAAAUGGUGAUCUCCAUCAAUGGCUUCACGAGGAGUUACCCACUGGGAGACCUGACGUUGAGGAUUGGAGCACUGACACCUGGGAGCAUCGCAACGACAUCGAAAACCGGUCCCAAAUUUUAUCCCCUGAUAUAACCGCAUGGCGUACCCGCCAUCGCAUUGCGGUGGGGAUUGCCCGCGGCCUCGCUUAUUUGCACCACGGGCAGUCUAGGCCCGUGGUGCACGGCCACUUUGUACCAUCUAACAUAUUAUUGUCAGAUGAGUUGGAACCCCGAGUCACUGAUUUUGGCCUCAGUCAAGACCAAAUCAGCGGGUCAACGGAGGCUGACGUGUACAGUUUUGGGACCGUGUUGGUCGAGUUGUUGACGGGUCAACCAGGGUCCGAGGAGACAGUUGAGUGGGUGAGGAGGUUAGUGAGGGAGGGCAGAGGGGUUGAUGCAUUGGACUCGAGAUUAAAAGUGGGUGAUGACUCAGUGAGUGAGAUGGUUGAGUGUCUCCGAGUUGGAUACUUGUGCACAGCAGAGGCACCUCGGAAAAGACCCACAAUGCAGCAAGUCGUGGGGCUGCUGAAAGACAUACAUCUUGUGAUGGAUGUGUUGAAUUGAACAUGGUUUUGGUCCAUCAUUUGAUUUGAGAGUUCCCUCUCUUUUUUUACUUCUUUUUGAAUAUUCAAAGUACAUAUGUCAUGUUUGUCUUAUUUGGGAAAUUGCUUGUCUGACUAUUAAACUUCCUAGCUUGAACAUAUUUUGGACAUUAAAUGUCUCGAGGAA
Messenger RNA from Daucus carota subsp. sativus, 7138 nucleotides. RefSeq names its product calmodulin-binding receptor kinase CaMRLK. The transcript is spliced from 6 exons. Gene Ontology annotation, cellular component: membrane. Gene Ontology annotation, biological process: protein phosphorylation. The record is from RefSeq and is a predicted model, not a curated record. Gene Ontology annotation, molecular function: ATP binding; protein binding; protein kinase activity. Lineage: Eukaryota; Viridiplantae; Streptophyta; Magnoliopsida; Apiales; Apiaceae. The coding region runs from base 4937 to 6973 and encodes 678 amino acids.